AUGAAUUCUAUAAUUUAUUAACAUUAUGGAUUUUAAGGUUACAAUUCAAAAAAUGCAUAUGAAAAUUUAUUUGAAAAUUUAGAUUAAGAAAUUGAAUUAAAAUUUUAAAGUAAAUAACUUUCAAACUUAAGUAAAUUAAUAUCAGAAGAUAGGUUUUUUGAUAUUUAAUAUGUAUCGAUUCUUUAUUAAUUGAAAUUCUAUAAUUUGGCAUAUAAAUAAAUUAUGAUAGCCAAUAGAUAAAAUGAUUUGAAAUAAUUAAACUAAAGUUCUGAAGCUAACUAAAAAGAAAGUGAUUUUUCAAGAUUAUAAACUUUUAAUAAUUAAGCUAAAGUUUCUAUUAAAUCUUUAAGCAAAUCAGUAAAGUCUAAUUCUGAAGAUUUAAAUAAUCUUAUCUAAAAAAAAGCUAUGAAAAAGAAUAAAUUAUUGAUAUCUGUUAAAGAGAAAGUUUCAAUGAUAACAUAAGCAUAAAUGAAUAUCUUAAAAUAUUCGAUUCGUCAAAAUAUUAAAUCCUAAUUUUAGAUUAUUAAUAAUAAAAAAUAUAAAUUUGAUGAAAUUUAAUUAGGAGUCGAGAUGUUUUUGAAAAAUGAAAAAAGAAAUAACAAUUUAAGAAAAGCAAUAGUUAGAUUAUUAUAAGAAAAAAUAAAAUUUUACACAUAGUUUGUCAAUAAAAAGAUAUUGAAUCAUUAAAAACUUUUUGAUUCUGCUAAAAAAAUUAGUGGUUUGAUGUAUAAAAUUGAAUAAAAAUUGAACUAAAGAUAUUGUUAAUACCCAAGUCACAAAAUAUAGUCUACUUUAAUUUAUUUUUAGGCAGAAUUAUAAAAUAAUUUUAUAGAAGCACACCGAAUAAAGAAUUUAACAUCAAUUUCUGAAUAAUAACUGAUUGAUAUUGAUUAAAAUCUAUAAGUUUCUUUAUUCUCUAAAGAUGUUAUUUAUAUCAAUGUAGCCCAAUUAGAAGAUUAAGGAGAUUUAUUAGUACUGAAUUGUUCUGAAAACACAUAAAAGUUCUUUGAAUUUAAUAAUGAACAAUAUAAACAGUUUAAAUUAAUUAGUCAUAUACUUCCAGAAUUUAUAUUGAAUGAACACAACAUAUUAGUAAAUAGAUUUAUUUAAACUGGCCAAGCAAAGUAUUACUUAUCGUAUUUUCCAUCCUUUUAUAAAUCAAAAAAUAAUUUUGUUAAAUGUUGUGAUUUGUUAUUUGAUAUGCAUUUUGAUGAAUACUAUUUAUUCAGAUACUCAAUUUUCUUAUAGAAUAAUUCUUCCACUAAAUCUUAUAUAUUUGCUGAUGUUAAUGAACAAUUAGGAGGAUUUACAGAGUCAUUUUUUGAAAAACUAAAAUAUUCUAGUACAUUUAUUACCUAGAUGAGUGAUUUUAAUUUUAAAAUAAUAAAUAUGCAACUCAUAUUUCCAGAAUUCCAAACAAUAAUUAAACAGUAAAAAAAUAGCAUUUAAACAGAAUUAAAAUUUAUAAAACAGGAUGCAUUUUUACAAUAUUUAGAAUAAUCUGAUCAUAAACUUAAUAUUUUCGGACUUUGGAAUGACUAAAAAAAUGUUAAUUCAUACCUUGUUGAUAUUAAUAUUUAAUUUCAAAGUAUUUGGGAUUUUAAUUAUUACAUAAUUGAAAUAGCAGAUUGCAGACCUUAACAUUAAGAAAAUAUGAUAUCUUUAUAAUUAAAUAAAUCAUAAAAUGAUAUAGAGAAAAUGUUUUUUUUGAGUUAAUUAACAGAAUCUGAAGCCUAAGCUAACAAUGCAAAAAAUUUUAAGAAAAAAUCAGUUUAAUUAAAUUUGGAUGAAUAAUAAUCAUCUUAGGAAGUGAUUUUAACAUCAAAAUUGCCUGCUGUUUACAUUUAGAAUAUUCCAUAAUAAGAAUUUGAGCCAAAUAUUUUAAGUCCAAAUUCAAGUUAAAUAGGGUUAAAUGAAAUUUCCUACUAGAAAUAACCUUAAUCUUAAUAACAAGAUUAUUUUAAUUAAAGUAUGCGUGAUAAUUCUUAUAGUAUACAAAAAUCAAUUCUAUAAAUAUAACAUCAAAACAUCCUUCCAAUAGAAUAAAAAGAAGAUUUUUUUGAAGAAUAAUUUAAGAAAAACACAUCUCUCACAUCUAAAUAAACUGGUAUAUAGAAAUCUUUAUUUUAUAAAAAAUAUGAACUCAUACAUGAUUAAAAAUUUUCAUAGGUUCCAGCAUCUAUGAAUAAAAUAUUGGUGUUUAUUCUGUCUAGUUUAAUCAUCUGUCUUAUUUUUUAUGUAAUUGUACUUACUUUGGUUUAGUAGGACUUAACUAGAUUUAUUGCUGAAAUUGAUAUGAUAUAAUUGCAUUCUGGUGUCAUGGUACCUCAUGACUUCUAUUUUUAAAUGAGAUUUACUAUAUUUACUUAUACAGGAUAUUUAAAUAAGUAGAUAAUAACAAGAGAAAGAUUCAAUAAUUUAACAGAUCUUUUUUAUAAUAAUAUGAAGAUUGGUUAUGAUGAAUUCAGGAAUGGUUUCACAGAUCAAUUAAAUAAUCAAUAUCUUUAACCAUUUUAUAAUGAUAAAAACGUAACUGUUUACUACAUGUAUGAAUUUGGUCUAAAUACUUAUCCAGUAACAUAUAAUGUUAGGGAAGUGUUUUUCACUUUUCUAACAUAUUAUUAUGAAUUUCUUUUGAGAUUUUAAGCAAGAUUAAGUCCAGCAAAUUAAACAUAUUAAGUAUUUCAAUUUGCAAAUGCAUUUAAAUUGCAUUAACUUCUUGAGACUUUAGCCUAGGAGGCAUGGGAUUAUUCAAAAUAAAGAAGUGUUACAAUAAAAGAUAAAUGGAAUUAGAUAUGGAUGAUAUUUUUAAUCUUUAGUAUUUUGCCAGUAGGUCUAGCUAUUUAUUAUGUUAGAGUUUAUAGAUAGUUACAAGAUAAAUACUUGAAUUUAUUUAGAUAUUUUUCAAGUAUUAAAAUUUAAAGAGAAAUUGAUAAAACUAAGACUUUGAUAAAACAGUUAAAGUAGAAUCCAGAUCGUUUAUAUCAUUACAAAUUUGAGGUAGAACAAUUUGAAGAAUAAAUAAUUUAUGAGAAAGGAAUAAUCGAAAAAGAAUAGCAAAAGUACAAGGAAGCAAAAUACUUACCUUAAUUUAAGAAAUUACCAAUAACCUUAUCAGUAAUAAUUCUGUUUGGAGUUUGGAUUCUUUUUUUUUUAUUUAGUUUCUUUAGUAAUUAGUAAGUUUAAUAAUAUUUAAAUAAGUAUCCAAACUCAUGCGACCUUUAUAAAUUUUUAUAAAAUAUGUCAUUAAGUACUGGAUCUCUUCCAAGGGUUAGAGAUUUUAAAUUAACAUUUCCAUCAUUACCAUUCAUAAGAGAAGAGGACAGUGUAUUAUUUUAUGAGACAAUAAGAGAUAAUUUGAAUGAUAUAUCAGAAUUUCUUAUAUUGUGUUUGAAUUUUAAUCCAGAUUUAUAUUAUUCAUCAGAGGAGUUUUCAGAAUAUUUCAAUGAUAUUCAAUCCUAAAAUAUAUGUGAAGUUUUAGGAAAUGAUCAAGUUGGAUUCCUGGAUUAUUAUUGUAAUAUUUCUUUUAAUGGAAAUUUGAAAUUGGGGUUGCUGCCAACUAUCAAAUAUAUAUACAAUAUAAUUUAACAGGAACAAUCGAUUAAUAAUUUUACAAAGAGAGUUGAAUAUACAUUUUUAGAAAUGGAAGGAGGCUUGAUAGUAACAAGAGCAUUUUAAUAUAUGACAAAAGUAUUUAAAAAGGGAAUGGUUACAAUCACAUAAGAAUAGAUAAAUAUUUCGAAUGUAAAAUAUGAAAUAUAAAAUAGGCUCUAUCUAUAUGUUAUAUAGUAUUAAAUAUCCUGUUAAUCAUAUAUUUUUCUAGUAUCUUGCCAUUGAUGAUGAUUAAGGAAUUGAUUUAAGUAAGAAGAUUUGUAAUGAUUGUUCCAAGAACUGUGUUAUUGUUGGAUGAUCAAUUUGAGCGUCAUGCUCGAAUGAUUGGAGUAAAUGAGAAAUACUGA
Molecule: messenger RNA, 3959 nt
Organism: Paramecium sonneborni
Lineage: Eukaryota; Ciliophora; Oligohymenophorea; Peniculida; Parameciidae
Source: the annotation of a GenBank genome assembly